This is a messenger RNA of Aspergillus terreus NIH2624, 1881 nucleotides long. RefSeq lists its product as uncharacterized. The record is from RefSeq and is a predicted model, not a curated record. Lineage: Eukaryota; Fungi; Ascomycota; Eurotiomycetes; Eurotiales; Aspergillaceae. The transcript has 2 exons. Bases 1 to 1881 code for a protein of 626 amino acids.
AUGCCUACCUUUGAAACGCCCCCCGAGUCAUAUAUCGAGGCAGAGGUCAACGCCCUCAUCGCCGAGGAGCGAGCCCAGUUGACUAACCGAUGCAACUGGUUCGAGAAGGCACUCGAGGAACGGACCGACCAGCUGAACGAGAGAGAGCGGGCGGUCAUCCGACUUCACCAUGAGAACAAGACACUUCGUGAUAAGCUGGAGGAGAUGUGGGAGUGGACCACGAGCCAUCAGGACAAGAUCCGAGGCCAGGAAGAAUUAUUAAAAAGCACUCAGACUGCUCUGCGCAGGGCCGAGGAGCGCGUCGAAGCGCACGGGACUCAUCCCGCCGUUGAAGAUGAGUCUCCGAUACAACGAAAACUCUACCAAGUCUUGGAACAGACGAGAAAACAGGUGAGGGAGCUGCGAGUCGAGCUUGAUGAAAAGGAAGAUGAGAUUAACUAUCUUUCCAAAGAGCUACACGACGCGACUACUGCGACACUAACCCCCACGCAGUCAUUGGCUCUUCGAAACUACAAGCGCGCACAAUUGGAAGAUGCAAUCGAGGAGAUGCUUCCGAUGCUGGCGGCUGAGAACGAGUUCUUGAAGCAGGUUAUCGCCAAGGCCUGGGAAUUGGGAAGUACCGUCGAGGCGACUUAUUACGAUUAUAAACAAUUGCCUUCACAGCCAGUACCUGGUUCGGGUCAGUCAAGUGCAUUGGCGAUUGGGUACACGCAUGACGAGAUGAGCGUUGAUGUUUGUCAGAACACCUCGCCAGAGUUGGAGGUCUAUACGCACGAACCCGAGAUGGACUACUCUAUGUGCGAUAGAAAUUCUCGCAUGCAUUGCCUCACGAGACGAGAUUCAACCCCGACUAUCAUGACGAUCGAUACAGAACCCGAGCAAUCAUACCUCGAGGAAAUGGAUGUGGGUGUAGAUACUAACCCCGACCAAGAUAUGGUUAACGUAGGCAGCGACACCGCAAUCACGGGGCCUCUGAUCCGGCGAUCACCACCUUCGAAGGCAUGGACAGCUUUCCGAGAGAGCCCGACGUUCGAUAUUGACUCCGACAAUGAAGACAAGGAGCCGUUGUCAAAACGCCAACGUGACUGUCCAUUGGGUGACAAGACGGACAAAGGACAAACUACCAGUGAAUGUUGGUGUUCCCAAUUUUCCAUGCUUGAUGAAACUCUGGUGCGCCAUAUGGCUUCGCUGAAGAUAAUAGACAAUGCGGUGGCAGUCAUUGACAAGGCUUCCUCCCCACCUGCACCAGCAUUAUCGCAAACUUCCAGGUCAAUUGGUGUACAGGCCGAAGUUCAGGUACCACACGACGUCCAAACUGAAGACAAGAAUGGUCCUGCUGACCCAGUGACUCUACCACCAGGAACCCGGUCAUCUAAAUCAUUUGCCCUGUUCUCCAAUGGUCCCGUGUAUCUCUCACACUGGCGUGUACCAAGCUGGCAUGGAUGGACAUGGCGGUCGAAGCCGGUUCCACCACCAGGGCAAGAGAAAAAGCGACCAAUUAUUCUGGAUCUGCCGCCAUAUCCGAACGUCCAUUCUCCUCUCCCAGAUAGAAUCAGUCCGAUUCGUGAGGCUCUUUCGACUCGGGUGGACGGACAGCCUAUCCCGAGAGGACAACCAGUGAUGGGCCCCCUUAUGCCUGAUAAUUCUGUCCCUGGAUCUUUCGUUCCACCAGAGCGAGUUUCCCCCCGCCGACCGAAAAUCGGUAUCGACUGUUGGAUUAUUUUGGACCCGCCCGACGCCGGAUGGAUGGAUGCAAACGAGGUGCCUCAUGGUGUUCUGCAUAAACUUCGUGACGAUCAGAUCUCCGACUUUCGAUUUCCAGAGAUCGUUGACUAUCAGAUGGUAUACAUGUCCCUGUUGGAUAGGGUGGCGCAGGGAUAG